AUGUUGGAGUCCCUGGCAACAGAGUCGCCAGAGACAUUUACUAGGGUUGAGCCUGCUGGUCAGGGACAGACUUUGCAUGGUACUGCAGACGCGUCGGGUUCUCAGACUCUGAUGGUUUCAGAGGUACCUACCUCGAUCGUACCUAUUGUACCCACUCCUACGGUAUUCACAGUGCCACCAGCGGUGCCCCCUGUGGCAUACCAGGCACCACCGCCAUUGGUGCCUACUGCACACUCGGCACCCGCACCAGCAGCAGCAGUUGCUCCACCUCCGGUACCACCCCCCACCGUACCUCCAACCGCGCCCACCUAUGCUGACCCUGUAGUGCCACUAGUGGCACCUACCCCAGCCUAUGCAGCAGCACCGGGGAUUCCUCCCAUGGCCUAUCCAACGUUGCUGAGGACAGAUCCCGCAUGCUUCAGUUUAUCCAGGGACUGGAUGGACAUUUACAUGUAA
Molecule: messenger RNA, 456 nt
Organism: Zingiber officinale
Lineage: Eukaryota; Viridiplantae; Streptophyta; Magnoliopsida; Zingiberales; Zingiberaceae
Product: leucine-rich repeat extensin-like protein 3
Exons: 2
Coding region: 1-456 (151 amino acids)
Source: RefSeq, a predicted model, not a curated record